Molecule: messenger RNA, 2679 nt
Organism: Acromyrmex echinatior (Panamanian leafcutter ant)
Lineage: Eukaryota; Metazoa; Arthropoda; Insecta; Hymenoptera; Formicidae
Source: RefSeq, a predicted model, not a curated record
CACCCGCGCACGCGACAUCCCUCCGUUGAGGGUGCGCGCCACCGCAUCUCUAUGUAUGUAUGUAUGUAUGUGUGUGCGUGCGUGCUCACUGAGGGUGCUGCCUAUUGCAGUGGCAGCCAGCAACGUGGUGCAGCCAGCAGCAUGACGUAGCCCACCCCGCGUGGUACGCUAAUAGCUCGAUCAACCCUCGCGCCCGUGCCGCGCGAGGGUGCACGGGGUAUCUAGAACCGUCACGACCUCCCGCACAAGAGGAGUUAGCCGCAGACCUCUGGUCAGCAUCCGCGAGAUUGGAAUAAUGUAGCGUCGUCAGUAAACGUGUACAGAAGACCCGCGAGCAGACGUCAAGUAUUUCGAGAGCAUCGGGCGUCGCAGCCAAUCGUGGAAAAUCGAUGAGUGAUUGAAGAUUAUCUUUCGUCGCAUUAAAAUUGUAUAUCACUGCAAAAAUACGACAGCGGUGUAACGGACUUUGCAAUCAGAAACUAAGAAACGCGACACCGGCAAGCGAUAUCGAGUUUAUCGAGUGCUUUCGAUUAUUCGCGGGUACACAUCUGCGCAAAUAGUGGCUUCGAUUAAUCAUCCCGUAAAGCAGACACUUGUGGAAGAGAUACUCGCGUAUGAUGGAAACGCGAGCGCCGGCGGAGCCGCUGGAAGAAAUUUACGGCAACCGCGGGGAAUCAUCCGUCUCGUCGAACACGGCGAAUCAUCUGAUAUUUGCCAUCAGAUAAUGUACGGCCAUCGCCGAUAAUGGAGCACAAAUCCGGCUAAGACUCGCAUCGCGAAGCUGACCGUUGCAGCCAAGAACGGUUCGCCGAACAUCGAUUGGCUCCAGGCAACAGAACGAAUUCAGACUGCUUUCUGACGUAGUGAACGAGCUAAUUGGGCGUGCAGUUACAUCUGCCGGGGAUCUCGAAUCUCCUCGAUUUUGGAUCCGUUGCGGAGCAGCGACGAGAAGCACAAGAAAUUGGAACAAAUAAAGAAUUAUCGAUGUUUCAUCUUUCUUGCCAAGUAGAGCAAUUAGUGGUAAGCAAACAGAAUCGAGUUAGAUACUGCCGGCAAGAUGCUUGAGCAAGUAUCAAGAUAUUUACAUAAAUUGCACGCAUUAUUUGGCAAGCGAGAGAAAUAGAAACGAGCGUUUUUAGCCUGACUCGUUUUUGAUUCAGUGAAGAAGAAAGACACUUCCCUCACACGGCCAUUGAUGCAAGAAGCACUGGCUAAUGCGGACGUAUUGGAACGACGGUGAUUACCAGCUUUUAUGCGGCUUGUAGCUGUUACCGUUAUCGGGGGAAGAAGAUCGUUAGUAGCGUCGCCUGGAAAUUCUACGGAAGAUUAAUGAACGGUACGACCAGUGGAACAACGUCGCGACGAUAGUAACCAAUAAGGAACCACACGGCCAAGGGAGAACAACGUCGCGGCUCUCUCACUUUCUAUCUCUGUCUCUGGUCCAGCGGUCGGUGACACAGGCGGUCGGCUUCAUGUUGUCGCGCUUCCUGCAGGAACUGUCGUCAGCGGACAACAGGAGUGCUGUCGCGGCGAAGCGGAAGGAGGAGGGCUUGUGAUCGUUUCGGCAGCGGGUCAAUCGUUCCCGCGGCACAACCGAUCGCACGACGGCGAUCGCCACGAUCGCCGCCGAUGAAAGUCGUGAUGUGACAGCAGCGGCGAAGGCAGGUGAAGAGAUGACGGUGACGGUGACGCCGUCGACUUCCGACGUCGCCGACAAGGCGGUGUCGACGGACGAUGGCGGCGGCAGCGGCGGCAUGGAAGUGGCGCGUUUGGAGGCUGUCCUCGCCGCCCUGGUGGAGACAAAAGUGGAAGCGAUGAAGGCGUCGUCGACGCUUAGCCGACGUUCCGGCAGCGCGCCCACCAGUCCGCGUCGACCUAGAUUGACCUCAACCUCGACGGCCUCCUCCUCGUUGAACCAUCACCACCAUCAUCACCACCACCAUCAUCAUCAUCAUUCCCAGCAGCAGCAACAGCAGCAUCAACAUAAUAAGAAGAAAGGCCAACAUCAUCAGCAUCACCGCCAUCAUCGCAAACGUCACGACUCCGCGCCCUGCGAGAGUGAUUACCUCAACAACGCGGUGGAUCAUUCUCAGCAUAAAUUAUCUAAUGGAAGAGGACGGAGAAGAGCCUCCGAAAGUCCUCGAAGCCCUCGAAAGAAGCGCAGGCAUUCGAGGAGCCCAAAUGUUCUCCAAGGCGUCGUCCAAGACGUUCACGCCGGCCUCGAUUCGCGUUUCGAGUUGCUUGGCAUUGACGGCGACCAAGACGUGGCCCUAAUAAAUUUCGAAAGGGCUAAAGAAGUCCUCGGCGACUCCUGCGAAUAUCCGCGGCUGCACCGAAGUGCCUGCUACUUUUCUCAAAGCGCAGCUCAAUUAAAAAUUCAUUACGACGACGACGACUACGUAGCGUUGAACGUAGCCGACGAGCUGGAGGAAGAGGAGACUCUGAGCGGACCGGAGAAGGUGGACGAAGCUCAGGGAAGAUAUCACCGACCGCGAAGAAAGCGUAAACGUAAACGACGCAAGAUCGAACCCGUCUGCCCGGAAGAGGAACUCGUCGAUCCCGAGGAACUUCCGCCUCGUGCACGAUGGACGAUCGUCGCGACCGCUUGUCUUCUGCUCGCCAUGUCCUUACUCCUGGUUGGUGUUACGCUGCGAAUGGCGCCUAUAAUUGACGACAUGG